Messenger RNA from Tremella mesenterica DSM 1558, 2325 nucleotides. RefSeq lists its product as uncharacterized. Bases 1 to 2325 code for a protein of 774 amino acids. The record is from RefSeq and is a predicted model, not a curated record. NCBI's taxonomy places the organism in Eukaryota, Fungi, Basidiomycota, Tremellomycetes, Tremellales, Tremellaceae. The transcript has 5 exons.
AUGGCCCCCUCUACUCCCACUACCAACCCUUUCGCCGCCAUAAGGAACUUUGGUGGUAUGAUGUCGUCUGCUCUUUCCUUCGGCGAUAGGUCUCGCCAAGUCUCCUCCCUUGGGCUCGGCACUCUCUCUUUGGGGGAACCGUCCGGCGCUGCCUCGCCUCCUCGCUCCGCUUCUCCUCCCGCUGCUUCUCCGCCCGCUUCUCCCCGCGCUGCUUCUCCCCACGCUGCUUCUCCGUCCGCUUCUCCUCGCGCUGGUUCUCUCUCUCCGGAGUCAGAGUCUUCCGUCGUUGAAACUGGUCCUCCCGGUGGGUAUCCUCCUGCCACCUCCCCGCGCCGCAGGACGCCCGCCUUUCGUCGCGGUGAGUCUCCCUCCUCCUCCGACCUGGACGUUAGUGGAAGCUCGGAGUCGGGUGAUCGACCCGACGUCGAAGAAAGUGAGGAUGACGAAGAGGAUGAGGAUGACGAAGAAGACGAGGAUGAGGAUGAUUUGGAGGGUAGUGUUGAUCGUGAAGGUGAAACCGAGUUAGAAGAAUACUCGGAAGAUGAUAUGGAGGCGGGUAGAGUAGAGGACAACGACCCACUCCUGUCCCCCCCCCUGCCCAACUCACGGGCCAGAAACGACGCCGUUCCCUCUCCUCUUCUUCUUCUUCCUCCUCCUCCUCUUCCGAAGAUCUCCCCCCCCCCCGACGCCAUUGCCGCUGCCGCCGCCGCCGCUGCUGCUGACGCUCGCCGUGCAGCCACCCUUGCCGCCGCUGCUGCUGCUGCCCGCCGUGCCGCCACCGUCUCCCGCCCUGCCGCCACCGUCUCCCGCCCUGCCGCCGCCGACACUCGCCCUGUCGCCGCCGACCCCGCCGCUGCUACCCUUCCUUCUCCCAGAGGGGAGCCUUCGCCCAAACGGGUGAAGAGAUCAUUGCGGGAAGAAGAGUACUUGUGGGACAAGUUGAAGUCCGAGCCUGGGCGUUGGGUCGCGGUGGGUGUUGAUGAAGCGUGUGAUCGUUGUCGACGUGAGAUGAUCACGUAUAAUCGUCCAAACUGGCCCUGCCUCAAGGCAGUCAGGCCUCACAACAAAGCCCUCCGCUGUGCUUCAUGCACAUCUGGUCCCUGCUCCUUCUGUCCCGUCUCGUCUGCUCGGGACAUCCCACCCCGUCUCUCCGACGCCUCUCCUUUCCCCCCUCCCCAGACUCCAGCGUCUGUUCCCCGUUCGCGGGUGCCAUCUUCGUCUCUUCGGUCGGUUCGCCGAACUUCGCCGUCCUCCCGCUCGUCGCCUCCCUCGCCGUUGCCCUUCGUCCCUGUGGCCGGCCCAUCACGUCUCCCGGCUGCUCCUCCAUCGGCCUCUCGUCGCCCUUCGGCCCCCCGUCCCACGGCCUCUCGUCCGUCCUCUCCUGUGGUGCCUUCUCCUCCGGCCCACGGCACCCGAAGUCGUCGUCCUUCUGCUGCUCCUGCCACCCCAGCAGCAGCUCCUGUUACUCCUCCCUCUUUUCCCCAGAAGACUCCAAAGUCUUCUUUAAAGAAAUCUAAAGGGAAAGGUAAAGAGAAAGAGGUUGUCUUUAAUGAUGAUGACAUGGAAGGUGAAGAUACUCAGCGUGCUGGUCCCUCUGCCCCCCGAACGUCCUUCGUCCACCCUCGUAUUUCUCUGGACGUUCGUAUCCCCGAGGACGAAAAGGAAUUCGCCACUUAUCGUUCCCUCGUCCUUGGUCUCACCACUCAGCUCGAGGCCGCUCGCCACGAUACAUCUCUCUUGCUUGACUUCUCUUCUCGUCAAGCUAACGCUUUAAACAAUCUUACUGCGGCGUUAGUAGAUGUAGUCAACACUGGGGCUCUGGAUGAGGAAGCAAGGACGAGGUUAGCGGACGUCUCUCGCCGUAGCCUUACUGAGAUAGCCGAUGUUCGCCGAAGGCUUUACGACACCCCCUUCCUCGUCACUCCCAUGGCGUAUGAGCCACCGCCGGCCAUCGACUGGUUAGGUCGCCGCAGUAGUUCUCGUGUCCCCGCCGCCGCCCAGACUGCUCUCGACCUCCUCAGUCUUCCCUUUGAGUGUCUUCGGACCAUACGUUCUCUGUGGCGGACUCCGAGCAUGCAAGCUGCUCGCGAUUUCCAGGACUUCGGUGAUUUCUUUGGGGCUAUGAACAGAGCCUGGAAUGCUUCUCUCUCUUCUGCCUUCCCCCCUGACACUCUCAAUCUACCUUCAGCCAUCGGUAGUCUCCACACCAACCCCGCCGGACCGAGUAGAGCGAGGAGAAAGGAAAAGGAAAGGGUAAGGGUAAGGACAAUACGGUUCUACCUCCUAGCCCUUCGCACUCGCCCUUCCUUCGGUUUAGUAGGAUGA